CUUAAACUCUAUCACCGCCGGCUCUGCUCUUUCUCAAGCAAUUUUCUUAUUCCUUUUUAGUGAUUUGCUUGGCUGUUCAUUGAUUUUCUCUCUUCUGACAAACGAACAUGCAAGAACAUAUUUGCACCUUGUUCUUCUGACAAAGAAAUUGCAUGUGCACUAGCUGCCUUGUUCGUCUGACAAAAGAACAUGCUGCUUAAGCAUAUUUCCCCCCCUUCUCUCACUCCCAGAUCUGUCUCCCAAAGAUAUCAUUUCCAUGUUUCUUUGGCGAAUAUUAUGUUGCAAGUUGACAUGGGUUUAUAUAUUCUACAUGAUGGUUGUGGUUUUGCCGAGCACAGACAGACCUAUGAAUCUUCUUGCGUGUUGACUUGUUGAACUGUCCCAUCCAAAGCUCUUCUCUAGGGUAGCUCCGCCGCUUGCACCGUCAUCGUCGCAAAGGUCAGAUGUAUCUGGUGAAGGACAUCGGCGGCGCCAUCUGCCUGAUGGCGGCGGCCCUGGUGCUCCUGGGCACCUGGCCGGUCGUCCUCGCCGUGCUGGAGCGCCGGGGACGGCUGCCGCAGCACACGUACCUGGACUACUCCAUCACCAACUUCUUGGCCGCCGUGCUGAUCGCCCUCACAUUCGGCCAGAUCGGCGGCGACACGCCGGAGACGCCCAAUUUCCUCACUCAGCUCGCCCAGCCCCAGGACUACUGGCCGUCGAUCAUGUUUGCGCUGGCGGGCGGCGUGGUGAUCACCCUCGGCACCGUGGCCACGCAGUACGGCUGGGCAUACGUCGGGCUUUCGGUCACCGAGGUCAUGGCCUCAAGUCUCAAGGUUGUCAUAGGAACGACACUGAACUAUUUUCUGGACGGCCGGAUCAACAGGGCGGAGGUUCUGUUCCCCGGCGUCGGAUGCUUUCUGAUUGCAGCCUGCCUAGGCUCACUUGUUCACUCCUCCAAUGCUGCUGACAACCAGGAGAAGCUAUCAAACUCCAGAAACUACUCUACUGGGAACACGCCAAAGGAGGAUCUCACCCAACACCUCCUUCAAGUAGAAGAGGAACCAAAGGAUUGUGAAGAAGCAAAGCCUGCAGUACCAAAUAAUAAGGCCGUGGAGAAAGCCUUGGCAGGGACAGCAGAUUUCCUCAUCGACCUCGAGGACAAGAGAUCAAUCAAGGUUCUUGGAUCCAACACGCUGGUGGGCCUGGCGAUCGUGACGUUCGCGGGGGUGUGCUAUUCGCUGUUCGCGCCGGCGUUCAACCUGGCGACCAACGACCAGUGGCACACGCUGCGCGACGGAGUGCCGCACCUGGUGGUCUACACUGCCUACUUCUACUUCUGCCUCUCCUCGCUAGUGGUCGGCGUGGCGCUCAACGUCUGGUGCCUCUACCGCCCCAUGGCCGGCGUGCCGCGGUCGACGCUCCGGGCGUACGUCGGUGACGGGGAGGGGAGGGGGCUGGCGCUGCUGGCGGGGCUGGUGUCCGGGCUGGGCAACGCGUUCACGUUCAUGGCCGGGCAGGCGGCCGGGUACGCGGCGGCGGACUCCGUGCAGGCGCUGCCGCUGGUGAGCACCUUCUGGGGCGUGGUGCUGUUCGGGGAGUACCGGAGGUCGUCGCGGAGGACCUACACGCUGCUGGGGAGCAUGCUCUUCAUGUUCGUCGUCGCCAUGGCCGUGCUCAUGGCCUCCUCCGCGCACAGGAAGCCGCUCUGACACGCCCUUGCUCAUGCUCAUGCAUCAAUGCAUGGCAACCGGGACCUUGCGUAGCAAAGACAGAGAGGCUACAAUAGCAAGCUCUUCAACGAGGACGGAUGUUGUGUAAUUUGGGCCAGUGCCGAUGUAUGUCACAUUUUUUUAAAAUAAUCCUAAUCUAUGAUCGAAGUUCACCGAAAGUAAAAA
Messenger RNA from Triticum dicoccoides, 1877 nucleotides. Its product is annotated as ureide permease 1-like. NCBI's taxonomy places the organism in Eukaryota, Viridiplantae, Streptophyta, Magnoliopsida, Poales, Poaceae. Bases 444 to 1691 code for a protein of 415 amino acids. Gene Ontology annotation, molecular function: uracil:monoatomic cation symporter activity; allantoin:proton symporter activity. Gene Ontology annotation, biological process: nitrogen compound transport. The transcript is spliced from 6 exons. The record is from RefSeq and is a predicted model, not a curated record. Gene Ontology annotation, cellular component: membrane.